Molecule: messenger RNA, 1773 nt
Organism: Lasiodiplodia theobromae
Lineage: Eukaryota; Fungi; Ascomycota; Dothideomycetes; Botryosphaeriales; Botryosphaeriaceae
Product: Protein serac1
Exons: 4
Coding region: 1-1773 (590 amino acids)
Source: RefSeq, a predicted model, not a curated record
AUGCGGGAUCCCGAUAGCGUCGGUCUGUGGACACAGGCGCUCCAACUUCUCGAGGAGAAUCUCGGCGAUGAUGCGACAAAACCAUCCUGGAAACAAUUCAAGGAGUCCAGCCAUUCCAUUGGACUCAAAACCAUUGAGUCAAGCCUCAAGAGUGCUGAGGUUUCAAUUCAGAAGGAUCACCCGGAGCACUCAAUCAGCAAGCUCAGGUGGAACACCGGGAGCAUCUUGAGACAUCUAAGAGUUGUCUUUCAAGUCGGAGACGAAGCAAUGAAAUACGCACCUGAGACAGCAUGCAUCGUUUGGAGUACUUUCAGUAUGGUGUUCAAGUGCAUUUCAGCCGAAGUUGACCUCUGCGACACCAUCAUGUCCACGUCAGAGCGCGUCACGCAUUGGAUCUUUGUCGGUGAGCUCUACGCGAAACACUAUCAACCAAAUUCUACGGGCAACGAUGAAAGGGCCUACGCUGGAUGCGCUCCCGAAUCCCAGGAGCGCAUAUUAAAGAAUAUCGUGCAAAUAUUUUCUGUGGUCCUUCGAUUCUGUUAUGAACUCAAACAACUCGAUCUCUCCGACGACACGCCUGAAGUUCUUGAGCCGGAAGCCAAACCCAGCAGGUGGUCGGGUAAGAGGCUGAUAGAUCGUGGCGAGCGCAUGGUAAAGAAGAUGGGGAGGGGCCUCAAAGCAUUCUUUGGCAAGACCGAAGAUGUCCGAGGAUUUCUCAAAGAUGGAGAUGAUGCAUUAAGGGCCCUGGAGACGACAUCGGGAAUUGAUUGGAAAACCAUGGCCACCGAGGUGCUCAACAAAAUCAGCGACAACAUAACGGACAUCAAGAUGGACACACAAGGUCUCCGGAAAGACCUCGAAACAGUUAUGACCAAUAUCAAGGAGCUACGAGAGCAAAACAGCGCUCAGAUCAUGGAUGUGCGUGCUGACGUCACAUCAAUCAAAGAGAGGGUCGAAAAUUCAUCUCAGUACGUGGAAAUGAGGAAGUGGCUGCAAGAAACAACUGGGUUGGAACGGGAACAGCCCAUUCAGCAAUACGAGGAGAUUCAAGAAACGAUGCGUGAACAACAUUGCGUCUGGAUCCACGAUGACCCAAGCUAUUGCCAGUGGAUUAAGGGAAAUGACGGUGUCUGUUGGCUGUCUGGGAAAGCAGAAACCGGGAAAUCCUCUAUGACCGCGUAUGUCAUCGGACAGCUCCUCGCCAAGCCUAAAGAUGAGCUUCAAUUCACGGAUGAUCCCGGUCUGAAUGCCCUCAAGCAUGACUGUGCUGGGAUCCUCAAAGCCAUGAAGGAUGACUUGAGGGCACAAGGCCCGGACAAAGCCAAUCUGAAAUCCCGAGGCCGUCACAGCGUAGAUCCCAGAGGACAGGGCUCCACAACUUCCUUGGAUGUAACUUGGCAGUAUGCUCUCAAGGCUGCCUUUGUCAAGAUUCUCUCGGUUUUCCACAGAGCCUUUCCCAGAAGGAAAGUAUUCAUGCUUUUGGAUGCUUUGGACACUUGCAAACAAGGAGGAAUGGAGAGUCUCUGUGACAUCUUGAACAGCAUUGCCAUGGAUGGGGAAGCUAGUGGAGAUAUCAAAGUCUGGAUCACGAGCAGGAGUCCACCUCUAGGCAAGUUCCGAGAAGCGCUGAAGAUUGACCUCAGUAAAAGGUCCUCGGAACAUAUCAGCGACUACAUCGUGACCGAACUCCGUGCUCAAGAAGCAUGCGAGCUCUUCAUUCUUUCGAGCAUCAAAAGCGAUCCAAUAUCUCCAAAGCGCGGAGGCCAAGAAUGA